Messenger RNA from Mixia osmundae IAM 14324, 807 nucleotides. RefSeq lists its product as uncharacterized. The transcript is spliced from 2 exons. The coding region runs from base 1 to 807 and encodes 268 amino acids. The record is from RefSeq and is a predicted model, not a curated record. NCBI's taxonomy places the organism in Eukaryota, Fungi, Basidiomycota, Mixiomycetes, Mixiales, Mixiaceae.
AUGUCGACCAAUAGCUCCUUUCCCGGGAUCAACAAUAGCACGCUCCCUAAUCAGCUGCCAGGCAAUGGCAAUGGCCUCUCUGCAGCCGUGUACUAUGGUGCCGUCGCCGUCGCUGUCUUUGUCAUCGCCGCCAUCACCAUCGCAUCGAGGAUAAUCUACGCGCGUAAAGUGCGCGCUCGAACGAGGCGGGACAUCAACCUCGAGCGGAUAGACCAAUCACGACGUGGCGAAGCAGACGGUCUGCCUACCUAUCGCGAGACGACACACAACCUCGCAGGCACCCAGCCCCUACCGGCCACAGGCGUCGAUGCCAACGCACACGUACUCGCAGAGGAUGUCGAUGUCAACGGCAACCCGGUCUCGCCCGCCGCGCAGCACUCGCACUUUCAUUUCCACUUCCCCAGUCUACCUGCCGCCCUACACAUCCGGCCCAGACUCAACAGGCACGCUACAGACGUCAGCGAUGCACGAUCUGUGCACAACGCUCCUCCAGCCUAUGCGGGACCCGACGCGCCCAAGUACGAGGAAGGCGAACGCCCUGCCGUGCCAAGCUCGGGUCACACGGACACGACGACACCCAGCGGCGCACGUGCGGACGAUCUCGAGAUGGGCGAGAUGACGCAACCGAGUUUGCCCCCCGCGAUCGACAUUGCCAUCACACCGCCUGCCGAGCCAGACAGUGCAUACACUGCCGCGCUUGAUCAUGCCACACUGGGAUCAGAGCCAGCCUUUGUGGAGCCUUUCUUACAUCCAGAGGAACUACGACGCAACCAGCGGGAUAUAGCAGCAAGAGGCCGAUCGAGCUAA